Molecule: messenger RNA, 1146 nt
Organism: Arvicola amphibius (Eurasian water vole)
Lineage: Eukaryota; Metazoa; Chordata; Mammalia; Rodentia; Cricetidae
Product: circumsporozoite protein-like
Source: RefSeq, a predicted model, not a curated record
GCUUGCUAAGGAGACAGUCACCUUCUCAGGGCUUGCAAUAGCUUUGGGAUCCUCAGAUCCCGGGCGUGGGGCCGGAGCCCCCAUAAGACCUAAUGCAAAAGUGGGGUGGGGUGUCCCUGGGGCCAGCUCCCCCAGAAGCCACCUCGCUGGAGGACAGCCGUCGGGACGAUGGCGCAAGCCUCUCACCCCCCCCCCCCCCAGCGACAACAGCCACGGUGACAAAAUGGCAGCUCGGCGCCCGACAGGCGAGCCACCGGCACAGCGCCGGGGACGGCUGCCCCUGCACCCCGAGAAUGGGGCACCCUGGGGCUGGGUCUCACGCCGGCCUAGCACUGCAAAUGGCGAGGACAGACAGUCCCGCAGGUCCGAGAGGGUCGAGGGCCCCCGGCCCGCCGCGCCCUCUCCAGACCGGAUCCCCAGGCCCGCGCCGCCGCCGCCGGGCUUCUGCUGCGCCUGUGCGCGCCCGGGUCCCCUCCAGUGGGCACCAGGGUCCCCGCCGAGCCGGGUUCGUGGCCUCCGUGGGGGAGGGGCGGGCCGCCGGCGCCCCGGGAAACAUGGCUGCUCGUCCUAGUUCGGCGGCGUCGCGGCCACCAGUCCCCGAGAUGCGACUUGGGAGAGAGGUUGCAGAAGGAGGCAGCCCAUCUUCUCCUCCCCUCGAUCAUCUUUUCCAUCCAGACGCGAGUCGUGGGAGCUGAGAGCUCGGACGAGGAGGAUCCUGCGCCAGCGGAAUUCAAUCAAUAAACCCCGAACCCACGGCCGCGCGUUUUAGGACUUUGAAGGCUCAACCAGCUCCGCUCGGUGCUCGAGCCCCCAGCACCCGCGGCGCACACUAACCUGAUCACUGUGGAGGCGGGAUUUGCAGCUCCAGCGUGGAGCGGCGGCAGCACGAGCCAAUCGAGUGGCGAGGCUUCGGAUGCCAGCCAAUGGUGGUGGUGGCGGCGGGGGGCAGGGUCCAAUGGGCGGCCUGUGCAGCGGGCCAGGGAGGCUCAGCCAUUUGGCUGUGGUGCUGGAGACGGACCCCUUUAGAUACCCGGGCGACCGAGGAGAAGCGCGGCUGCAGCUUGGUGGCUGCGCGCGGGGGGCGGGAGGGAAGGCAGGGCAGGUGCGUGGACCUGAAGGUUCGUGGCCGGGGGCGGGGCCGCAGGU